Eruca vesicaria subsp. sativa (arugula) is the source of this 1110-nucleotide messenger RNA. The record is from the annotation of a GenBank genome assembly. Lineage: Eukaryota; Viridiplantae; Streptophyta; Magnoliopsida; Brassicales; Brassicaceae.
AAAAAAAUUGCUCAUCUCUAAAACAUCGACAACUUAGAGAGAAAAGGGGAUUAGGGCUCCUUCGACAAAAUUCAAUCCGUUAAAUCUAAACCAAAUCUUUUGAGAUCCUUUCACAUAUGAUUCUCAUUUUUUUGUCUGUCAUCUUCAAUUUCAGUUUCUUUCUCAUUUCUUACUUAUCGUCUCGACAAAUUUUCUAUUUCUGACCGUCGUUAAAGUACAUAGUACUUCGUUAGGUGGUGGACACACAUAAUUCAACAAUCAUUGAAUGUUGAAGAAUAACUGAUUGCUAUCGGUGAAUCGCUACAGGAUUGUGUAUAUAGGAGUAGCAAUGCUAAUAGCUUCCUAUAUUGCUGAAGUUAUGAGAAGAGUUUUACCCAAAUGAUUCUCUCACAGUGGAUGUAUUGUACUGGGACAUGGAUUCUGUUUUCUUAACAGAGAGCUUCUCUUAAUUAUGGGGACACAACUCUUUAUGUUUCAAAUACAUGGACGGCUGCCGAUUCAAAGGCAAACGGACCAUGGGACAAGACUAUAGUUACACUCAGCCUUCUUCAUCAGAGGAGUUCGACAUGACCUCUUUACUUGAAGCAGAAGCUGCUCUCUACGCGGAUGAAGGCGAUAGUAGCUUCACAUAUGCAGCGGCGGAUCAGUACAGAACGGAACCUGAGGCUGAUGAAGGAAUACCGAGGAUAUGCUAUUGCGGUAGUGAUCCGGUUGUUGAGACAACAACCUCGUACAUUGAAAAAGAUCCAGGAAGGAGGUACUUCUAUCGCUCCAACGUUGACGAUGGAGACACUCACAUCUGGAAAUGGUGGGAUGUGGGGAUUCAAGAAGAGCUUCUUGAAACGCAGACACAACUUAGGAUGGUCAAGGAUCAAUGCUUUGAGAGUGACCAGAAGGUGGCUAAGCUAGAGAAAAUCGUGGGUGUGUUAACUAAGAAGAAAGCAGUUGUUAAGAAUGGGUUGGGAAAGGAAGAGUUUCGGAGGAUUUGAACAUCAGUGUCUCAACUUGGAAUGGGCCUCGCAGGUGUAGCUGUUGGACAAGAAGGUACAAGAAGUCACGGGUAGUUGUAAAAGCUAGUAUAAGUUUCCAUUGUAUCAUCUCAUUAGGUAG